GGUUCCGGCGUAAGGGCAAACCGUGAUGGCGGGGGUUAGUUCCGCUGCUGUGUCCAGGGCAGGGACCCCGGUGGCCGGUACCGCAGGCCGCGACCUCUUCGCCGAGGGGCUCCUCGAGUUCCUGCGACCUGCUGUGCAGCAGCUUGACUCUCACGUUCACGCCGUCAGAGAGAGCCAGGUAGAGCUGCGGGAACAAAUUGACAACCUAGCUACUGAACUGUGUCGUAUCAAUGAGGAUCAGAAAGUAGCCCUGGAUCUCGACCCCUAUGUGAAGAAGCUACUUAAUGCCCGGCGACGAGUUGUCUUGGUUAACAACAUUCUACAGAAUGCCCAGGAACGGCUGAGGCGGCUAAACCACAGUGUUGCCAAGGAAACAGCCCGAAGAAGGGCAAUGCUGGAUUCAGGAGUUUACCCCCCUGGCUCCCCAAGCAAGUAGCAGGCCAAAAGAUGGUCCCAUGGC
This is a messenger RNA of Pteronotus mesoamericanus, 460 nucleotides long. It is a transcript of the gene SNAPIN, whose product is annotated as SNAP associated protein. Gene Ontology annotation, molecular function: SNARE binding. Gene Ontology annotation, cellular component: BORC complex; synaptic vesicle; BLOC-1 complex. Gene Ontology annotation, biological process: intracellular protein transport; synaptic vesicle exocytosis; lysosome localization. The transcript has 4 exons. Bases 26 to 436 code for a protein of 136 amino acids. The record is from RefSeq and is a predicted model, not a curated record. Lineage: Eukaryota; Metazoa; Chordata; Mammalia; Chiroptera; Mormoopidae.